GAUCUUUCUCUCCCUGGGCCAUCAUCAUCUCAUCAGAUCUCACACGAGUCACAUAAAAUCCAUCCUGCUGGGUGCAUAUCUUCGAACCACCGCCUCCUUCCAGCUUUAACACGGAGCGCGCAGAACAGCGACCUCACUCGGCGGCGCUGCGAAGCUGCAGACAGCUGUUCCUGAACCAGCGUCAUAUGAUGCUCGCACAUAGUGUGCCGUGGAGGAUAGUGAACUCAGCUGAUCUGGACUCAGGACGGCGGUUCAGUUUCUCACUGGGCCAAUGAUAAAGGCACGUCACCGUCUAUUACCUUAUGAGAUGAUGUUUUCCUUUUUCAGAUGAUGUUACCAAGGCUCAGGCCAGUAGAUCAAAAUGAGGACGGCGCAUCAUUACACAAUACUAUAAAUGGCUUGCUGUUUUUACAUGUAUUUAUUUAUCUAACUUGUUUAUUUGUUAUAAAAUUAAUGCUCAGUUUUGCAUUCUAAAAAUACAUUUAUGCAUCAAUUUUGACAACCUCGGGAUGUUUUGCCUUUGUUUUUAUUGCCCUUGGGGCAUUAUUUCAACUUAUUUACACAUACUAUUUUUUUACUUUUUACCUACUACUACUACAUUUACAACUUGAGUGGACGUCUGAAUAGGUGACAGUGUAUAUGGUGCACUAGUGUAACUGUGCCAUCAAAACCCAUGCAUAUGCUGGAAAUGGAUUGCAUGGAUUCACUCCCAAACAUAUACAAAUAAAAAAUAAAUGCACUGUAAGUCCGUUUGGGUAAAACCAUAAAUGUUAUUUACAAAAGAGCUAUUUGUAAGCUAUUAAUAACAAUGCUUUUGACUGAAGCAAUCCAAUCUCAACUAAUUAUUUGUCUGGUGUGGCUUAAUUGAAUUAAAUUGCUCUCUCUCUCUCUCUGUGAGGUUAUAUGGCAGCAGAUCUGUUAAUGUGGCGAGCUGGUGAAGUUUGUUUACCUCCAUCACUAAGCGACAGAACAGAAGAACUGAAUUAAGUGGAACACACGUUAAUUUAACAGUAAACAGACUUUAAAAUGGCCCUGGCAAGUGGACACUGGAUUGACAAGGAAAUUGCAGGAGUACCUCCAAGCCCGAGAUACGGUCAUGCGAUUAUUGUAGUGGGAAAUAUUGCCUUCUUGUUUGGAGGAGCGUCAAACGUAAGCACAGAGGAAUAUUUCCCACUGUAUCUUAAUGACUUCUACAUGAUCACAGUUUCAGCAAAUCGUGUGACAUGGGAGCAGAUGCCUCAGAAAGGAGACGUUCCCACGGCGAGAGCAGGACACUCACUGUGUGUAGUUAAAGGAAAACUCUACUUGUUUGGAGGUUCUUCCCAUCCCGAAGCUAAAGAAUGUCUGGCAGGUGUCUACUGCUUUGACAUUGUGACUAUGACGUGGGAAAAGCUGCCCACUGCUGGCGUGUCUCUGCGGACACUGAAACACAGUUCAGCAGCUCUAGGAGAGAAUAUCUAUGUGUAUGGAGGCAUUCAGGAUGGAGUCCCUACAGAUGAUCUGAUGAUGUUUAACACAAUGUCAUUGCAUUGGAUGCCCAUCAAAACCACUGGCGCUCUGCCUUCAGAAAGAUAUAACCACUCACUUGCUGUAGUGGGUGAGCAGAUAUUCUUGUUUGGUGGUUGCUCAGAGGACGGCUCGCCCAUCAAAGACAUAUAUGCCCUGAAUACAGAGAGCCUGGUCUGGGAACAGAGUAAAGUGAAGGGAGACUCUCCUGUGGUUUGUGCUGGUCAAACUUUCACAUCACAUCAUGACAAGGAUAUUUACUUAUUUGGAGGAACAGUCAGUAAUCCAGAUGGAGCAGAAUCAUCAGCCAAUGAAAUUUACAAAUUAAGCAUCGCAAAGAUGAAAUGGAAGGUACCGCUGUAUGUGGGCAUCCCUCCAGUCAGACGGCACGGACACACAGCGUUCAUUGUCCAUAGCCACCUUUAUGUGUUUGGAGGCAGAAAUGAAGAGCAAGAAUUCAAUGAUUUGAAGAUAAUGAAGUUAAUUAAUCCUUCGGAAAGACAGCCAGUGAUGAAAGAGAUUCUGUCUGAGUUUGGACUGCAGGGCCUCAGUAACAGUUUCACUCCGACUAAGAUUCCCAAUGUGAAGUACGAGCUCAGUCAGUCUCCAGUGACCGUUAAAAACUACACAAAUGAACACAUUCAGGUGACGGCUCAUAGAGAUUUCACAGCAGUGCGUGAUGAGGCCAUGAGCAUGAUCCACAAAGCUUUUGCCAUGUUAGAUGAGGAAUUCCAAAAACUAGACCGAGAGAAGGCUGCACUCGCACGGGACACAGAAGUUUUACGGAAUGAGAGGGACUCGCACAAUGAGCAUCUCCUAAAACAGAAACAGGAACUUCAGGACGUGUUGGAGAAACACAAAGCUCAGAACGAGGCCUGGCUCCGCGCGCGAGCAGACGAGAAUGACAAGGAGAGGAAGGAGUUGUGUAAACUGAGGGAGGAGGUGCUUCACGAGCAGGAGAGACUGAAAGAGGAGCAGUGCAACAUCCAAAAACGCAGCGAGCAGCUCCUGUCCAUUAUGCAGCAGUUCAAAGGCAUGUGAAGACACUGUCUCCAUGGCAACCACAGAGGGAGACGGCAGAGUUUUGUUUGGGAAACGGCGAGAUUAUUGAUGCCACUCCCUUUUACUGUGAUUUUUGGGUUUUAUCGUCUGUCUGGAGGUUUGAUGAUUCUGUCGUGGGUGUUAAUGGAUGUCAUGAGAUAUAAAGACGACCGGAUUACCAGAGCUAACAAAGAACAGCAUCACUUUAUGACCGGUUCAAAAGGAAAGGAUGCUUUAUAACAGGUUCUUUCUGAAACAUAAUGAAUGAAAUAUGUUUUACGCCAGUUGUUUAUGUAGGCUACAGUACAAAAUUGUGAAGCCUCUGGGUCAGUGAAAAUGAUUGUACUGUCAUGACCGCAUAUCACGACUUUAUCUGUCCUUUACACUAACAAAUAAAACAUUU
Messenger RNA from Triplophysa rosa, 2950 nucleotides. RefSeq names its product rab9 effector protein with kelch motifs. Gene Ontology annotation, molecular function: protein binding. The transcript has 20 exons. Bases 1027 to 2547 code for a protein of 506 amino acids. The record is from RefSeq and is a predicted model, not a curated record. Lineage: Eukaryota; Metazoa; Chordata; Actinopteri; Cypriniformes; Nemacheilidae.